Cicer arietinum (chickpea) is the source of this 962-nucleotide messenger RNA. RefSeq lists its product as uncharacterized. The record is from RefSeq and is a predicted model, not a curated record. NCBI's taxonomy places the organism in Eukaryota, Viridiplantae, Streptophyta, Magnoliopsida, Fabales, Fabaceae. Gene Ontology annotation, biological process: defense response to other organism. Gene Ontology annotation, cellular component: plasma membrane.
AUAUGCUUCUUUCUUGAAUCAAAUUAACAGUUCAUACCUUAAUAGAAUAAGAAUUGGGCCUUCAGAAAAUGGCUCAACCUCUCACACAAUCACAUCCUCAACCAACCAAAACAAAAAGUUCAAUUCUGCUUCGUUACAUUGCCAUAAUCAUUUUGGCCUUAAUAAUCCUUGUAGGUAUAGCUGUACUCAUAAUUUGGUUAGUUUUGAAACCAAAACACUUGCAAUAUAGUGUAGAAAAUGCUUCAAUUCACGAUUUCAAUUUAACUGAUGCAAAUCAUCUCUAUGCAAACUUUGAUUUCACUAUAAGAGCAAACAAUCCUAAUUCCAAAGUUUCAUUUUACUAUGAUUCUGUCGAGGUUUCGGUGCGUUACGAGGAUCAAACAUUAGCAACAAAUGCGGUUCAACCAUUUUUUCAACCACAUAAGAAUGUGACUAGGAUGCAUGUGAGACUAACUUCUCAAACUGUGGCUUUGUAUGAUUCUGUUCCAAAAGAUCUUAAGCUUGAGAAAUCUUCAGGGGAUAUUGAGUUAGAUGUUUUGAUAAGGGCAAGGAUAAGGUUUAAGGUUGGAAUGUGGAAGUCAAAACAUCGUAUUUUGAAGAUUUUUUGUUCUCCUGUUUUGGUCAACUUUUCUAAAGCUAAGAGUUUUGAAAGGGCUUAUUGUGAUGUAGAAAUGUAAACAAACAAGCCUUAUGAAGCAAAGCAACACUCUAACACAGCCUCAGAUUAAUGUCUCUAUCUUUCUAAGUGUUAUUACUAUUUGUUUUUGUUUUUGUUUUUUGUUAAUUUUCUGAUAUUCUUUUUUCUGUUUUUCGUGAGUUUGUUGUUGUUAGAUUGAUGAUAUGAUUCUUUUGUCGGUUUAUUGUUUGGUUUUGGUUUUAUUGCAUUCAAAAUUGAAAAAGUUGUGUGGACAAUUGAAAGAAAAAGUAAAAUUGACUAUUUAUUGGUGUUUUUUUUCCACAAA